UCUCUCCCUCGCUCAAUUCCGCUGACGAUUCCCCGCAGCCAUGGUCGCCACCGCCGCAGCCGCUGCAGCCACGUCAUCAUUCCUCGGCACUCGCCUCACUGAAUUACGCUCCGGUGCAGGUCGGUUCCAAGCCCGAUUCGGAUUCGGAACCAAGAAGGCGCCCAAGAAAGCGGCCCCGAAGCCGGAUUCGGACCGCCUGGUUUGGUUCCCGGGCGCCAAACCCCCGGAAUGGCUUGACGGAAGCAUGGUGGGUGAUCGCGGGUUCGACCCGCUCGGGCUGGGCAAGCCCGUGGAGUACUUGCAGUUCGACUACGACUCACUGGAUCAGAAUCUGGCUAAGAACCAGGCCGGUGACGUUGUCGGGAUCCGAACCGAGAGCUCCGACGUGAACGCGACUCCGUUCCAGCCGUACAGCGAAGUGUUCGGGCUGCAGAGGUUCAGAGAGUGCGAGCUAAUCCAUGGCCGCUGGGCCAUGCUCGCCACUCUCGGUGCCCUCGCCGUCGAGUGGCUCACCGGCGUUACAUGGCAAGAUGCCGGAAAGGUGGAGCUGGUGGAAGGAGCGUCGUACCUGGGGCAACCACUUCCAUUCUCGUUAACCUCAUUGAUAUGGAUCGAGGUGAUAGUGAUCGGAUACAUCGAGUUCCAGAGAAACGCAGAGCUGGACCCGGAGAAGAGGCUGUACCCGGGUGGAAAGUACUUCGACCCGCUGGGUUUGGCGUCGGACCCGCAGAAGAAGGAGGCCCUCCAACUGGCGGAGAUCAAGCAUGCGCGGUUGGCCAUGGUGGCCUUCCUGGGGUUCGCCAUCCAGGCCAUCGUCACCGGAAAAGGACCGCUCAACAACUGGGCUACCCAUUUGGGUGACCCACUCCACACCACCAUUAUUGACAACCUCUUCUUCAAGACUUCAUGAGCUCCUCCUGUUUUAAUAGAACUUUGUUUGGUAUUGGUGGUGUGCAAUUAAAGAGCAUCAAAGUAAGUAAAUUUAACCUCUCUAAGCAUACACAGGAAAAUUGCUUGACA
Molecule: messenger RNA, 1020 nt
Organism: Diospyros lotus (date-plum)
Lineage: Eukaryota; Viridiplantae; Streptophyta; Magnoliopsida; Ericales; Ebenaceae
Product: chlorophyll a-b binding protein CP29.2, chloroplastic-like
Exons: 2
Coding region: 41-910 (289 amino acids)
Biological process (GO): response to light stimulus; photosynthesis, light harvesting in photosystem I
Cellular component (GO): plastoglobule; chloroplast envelope; chloroplast thylakoid membrane
Source: RefSeq, a predicted model, not a curated record